AUGACAUUCACUAAACUUGUGCCUGCAACAAAACGAAUUCUAGAGCAAGAUAUUGUCAUGUCUCCCUACCUACCCAUGGGUAUAUCAGCACCUCUUAUAAAUGUUUUGAAGGCUUUGCCUGCAUUUUCUUACCAUCAGCAGCGUGGAUCAGAGCCUCUGUAUCUGGAUCUAAAAAUGAAUUUAGCUUUUAUACUGCUGUUAGUGCUAUCUUCACAGCCAUCUUUUGGACAAGUGUGCCAACCGGUAUAUGAAAGACUUCCAGAUAACACUGACAUUGCUGUGACAUGUGGACCAAGAGAUAUUCAGCUGUCCAUAAAAGUUUGCCCAGUUAUGUUUGCUAAUUUUGAUCCAUCUGAUCUUGCUCUUAAUGGAAAACACAACAAUACAUCAUGUUUAGGUACCAGGGAUAACUCAACUGAUACUCCAUUAAUGAAAUUCACUCUACUUCUUGAUGACUCCAGUAGUAAUGUAUGUGGAAACAUGAUUCAAGUAAGUACCACAGCUGGCAGUGGAGUGUUCAGCUCAUAUUCAAAUAUCCAAACAGUUGUCAUCUCUGGAUUUGUGGAUUCUUCACCAUUAGCAGAAAUGGGACUUGUCUCCUACAGUACAAACUUACACUAUAAUUUUUCUUGUCGCUAUCCUAUGCAGUACCUCCUGAACAAUACUGAAAUGUUAACAUCAUUUGGAGCUGUAGCUGUUAACAGCAACAAUGGUAGCUUUAUCAGUACUUUACGAAUGCAGAUUUUCACUAAAUGCUCAAGUUCAAGACGGAAGAGGGAGGCUAAUGCUGGCAGUGCCACAGAUCCAGUUGUCGUGUCCUUUGGACCAGUCCAAGUUACUGGGAGGAAUCAGUGGUCGUUUUCUCAGACCAGCCUUCUAAUGGCAUUCGGCAUGAUUACAGUUAUGGGACACAAUGUCGCCACUAGCUCACUAAACGAUUUGUAA
Nanorana parkeri is the source of this 945-nucleotide messenger RNA. RefSeq names its product zona pellucida-like domain-containing protein 1. Bases 1 to 945 code for a protein of 314 amino acids. The record is from RefSeq and is a predicted model, not a curated record. Lineage: Eukaryota; Metazoa; Chordata; Amphibia; Anura; Dicroglossidae. The transcript has 8 exons. Gene Ontology annotation, cellular component: cell surface.